Molecule: messenger RNA, 1256 nt
Organism: Brassica napus (rape)
Lineage: Eukaryota; Viridiplantae; Streptophyta; Magnoliopsida; Brassicales; Brassicaceae
Exons: 10
Coding region: 189-1028 (279 amino acids)
Molecular function (GO): mRNA binding
Source: RefSeq, a predicted model, not a curated record
AAAACUAAUUUAUAAUCUAAAAUUUCAUUACGAAGCCUAAAACGCACAGUAGAUUUUGGAUAAAGACUUUAAUAAAGGCCCAAUAUAAGCCCAUUGGACUCCGAUAGUAGACCAUCGUCUAUUUACAUGUCACCUCCCUUCGCCGGCGCUUGUUACCACCGUCAACAUCGCCGCCGGCCAGAGAGAAAAUGGCUGCGUAUCACCAACCAUACGAUCCUUACUACGUCUACAAUCCUCUCCCACAGCCGCUCCAGCAUUUCGCCGACGAACCUGGGGCGAUCAACACACUCUUCGUCUCCGGCUUGCCUGACGACGUCAAGGCUCGUGAGAUCCACAACCUCUUCCGCCGUCGUCCCGGAUUCGAGUCUUGCCAGCUCAAGUACACCGGACGCGGCGACCAGGUAGUUGCAUUUGCAACAUUCUCGAGUCAUGGAUUCGCCAUGGCUGCAAUGAAUGAGCUAAAUGGUGUGAAGUUUGAUCCUCAAACAGGAUCGACUCUGCAUAUAGAAGUAGCUAGAUCAAACUCUAGAAGAAAAGAUAGGCCAGGAAGUGGGCCUUAUGUCGUAAUUGAUAACAGAAACAAGGAGACAUCGGACGACCAGAGUGAUGAAGGGGAAAGCGAUCCUUAUGAGGCGCAGGAACCUGGAAAUAGCAAUUCUCCAAAGGAAAUUGAUAAUACCAAAAGCGAAGUGGACUCUGAUCAAGAUAGUAAAGCACCACCUACUAGUGGGUAUUUGGAAAAAGCAUCUGAAGGAGGUUCUGGCGCUCGACCAUGUUCCACCUUGUUUAUAGCCAAUCUAGGGCCUAAUUGCACAGAAGAUGAACUCAAACAACUCCUGUCUAGAUAUUCUGGUUUCAACAUCCUGAAAAUACGAGCAAGAGGCGGAAUGCCAGUUGCAUUUGCUGAUUUUGAGGAAAUUGAACAAGCGACUUAUGUCAUGAAUGAUCUUCAAGGCAACCUCCUAUCCUCUUCAGACCGAGGCGGCAUGCAUAUAGAAUAUGCAAGAUCCAAGAUGAGGAAACAGUAGAAGAUUCUCAUAAACAGUAAGCCUCACUUCCGAGAACAUGAUUGAGAGAUCAUAAGCGAAGGAACCUGUGUUUCUUAUUUUUAAGUCACCACUAGUUUAAUUGUUGUCAUGAAGAUGGGUCCUUCUAUGCUGACACAUUCGAAAUAUGUGUAUAUAUUUAUCUAGCCAAAGAUUUACUCAAGGCUCCAAGAUUUUUACUGUUAAGAUCUUAAAAUCUUGUGUUGGAUA